Laccaria bicolor S238N-H82 is the source of this 350-nucleotide messenger RNA. RefSeq lists its product as uncharacterized. Bases 6 to 350 code for a protein of 114 amino acids. The transcript has a single exon. Lineage: Eukaryota; Fungi; Basidiomycota; Agaricomycetes; Agaricales; Hydnangiaceae. The record is from RefSeq and is a predicted model, not a curated record.
CAGAUAUGCCAUGGCCAGGGUAUGUCUUCGACACAUUUGAGGCCAUUUCCGGAGGGGUGAACGCGCCAACCGAUGAAUCACUCUUCUAUGGACCUUACAACACACUCUUGGGCUAUCUAUUUCCACCCACCGAGCUCUACAUGAUAUCCCCACAGUGCAAGCGACCACCUGAGGGCUCGUCUAUCGAUUUUACCGCAGUCUUCAUUGUCCAAAAGGCAUCUCGUCCCGUGUUCUUUCUUGAAAUCAAGCCGCCCGGAUCCUAUGCACAUCGAUCGUCCCGCGCUGCCGCCGACAAUCAGAUGAGGACACAAUUCUUUGAUCUUUUGUCGAUCGAGUGGACCUCCCUGUGA